This is a messenger RNA of Ipomoea nil (Japanese morning glory), 774 nucleotides long. RefSeq lists its product as uncharacterized. Lineage: Eukaryota; Viridiplantae; Streptophyta; Magnoliopsida; Solanales; Convolvulaceae. Bases 1 to 774 code for a protein of 257 amino acids. The record is from RefSeq and is a predicted model, not a curated record. The transcript has a single exon.
AUGGCACCACUAAGAAACCGUGCAAGGACCCCUGAGACGCUGACUAACGAACAGUUGGCUCAGAACUUGCAUCAGUUAACUCAAAUCACCCAGGCACUGAGUGACAACCUCCUUCACAACAACACCCGCCCGCCACCGAACGAAAAUCACGAUGUAGCUCGCCAUGUGUCAAACCACCGUCCCCCUACCUUCGCUGGGGAAGAGGAUCCUACAAUACUCGAAGAAUGGAUCCGAACGUUCAAUAAGAUCUCCGAGGUAGUAGGUUGCCCGGGGGAACGUCGAGUCGAGCUGGCAACGUUCUACUUCGGACAUGAGGCUGACUUAUGGUGGGUCCACGAAGGCCUGGACCUUAGGCAAGAACUAGGCUUCAACUGGGGAACCUUAAAGGCCCGGUUACGGGAACACUUUCACCCCGCGCAUGUAAGAGCGGCUAUGUAUGAAGAGUUCCUUCACCUGAAAGAAGGAAUCGCUACGGUAGUCGAGUACCACAAGAGAUUUCUGGAACUCACCCGUUUCGCACACGUGUUGGUGCCCACGGAGGCAACUAAGGUAGAGAAGUUCGUGGCUGGACUAAACUUUAAGGCAAAGAAAGCCCUAACCGUCAGCAAACCAAGGACCCUUAACAAAGCAUAUGCCAGUGCCGCCGACCUCUAUUGGGUCCAGUUGCUGCAAAGAGGAGUCCAAGAACAGGCAAAGAGGAGGAAUUACGGGAGCGGGGGCCCCAACUUCAAGAAGACGAGGAGUGACCCCAACGUAAAAACAACUCAUACGUAA